AUGGUGAACUGCGUUGAAAAAGCCACUAACUCUCCACGGGAGAAAACCCAGCAGUCGUCAUUAACAAAGAGGCCGGAGAAUGGCUCGAAAAAUGCCGCCGGAGAGAUUAACGAGCUGAAAAUGAGAGAGGAUAAUGAUGAUGAUGAUACAUUGGAGGCAACGUGGAAGGCAAUAUCAGAGGGAGGAGGCAAGCCAAAGACUAAGAAACUCAACAAGAGUGAGACAUGGGUUACGCCGCCGAGUGUGGAGGUGGCGGGCGGCUUUGAGUCAGAGCUAUCGCCGCCGGUGGCGUCAGCAUGGAGGGAGCUGAGGAAGUCGGAGACGUUCAAUGAUGCGGUGUCGGCGAAGCGAAGAGGGGGGCUGAGGAGGGAAGCUUCGAUGAGUCACGAGGAGUUGAAUCGACGAUUUGAAGCGUUCAUAAUGAAGUUCAACCAUGAAAUGAGGUUACAGAGACAAGAGUCUGAUCAGCGUUACUUAGAAAUGAUUAAUCGGGGAGUUUAA
This is a messenger RNA of Ilex paraguariensis (yerba mate), 501 nucleotides long. The record is from the annotation of a GenBank genome assembly. NCBI's taxonomy places the organism in Eukaryota, Viridiplantae, Streptophyta, Magnoliopsida, Aquifoliales, Aquifoliaceae.